Linum tenue is the source of this 4115-nucleotide messenger RNA. NCBI's taxonomy places the organism in Eukaryota, Viridiplantae, Streptophyta, Magnoliopsida, Malpighiales, Linaceae. The record is from the annotation of a GenBank genome assembly.
ACCAAUUAACGAUUUAACUGUAAUUCUACUAUUUCUACCAAUAUCAGUACUGAUAUUUUACAGGUCCCUUUUGUCGCAUUAGCAGAACUUCACAUGUGGAUCUUUAUUCUAAUUCCUUAAAUCCAAUUAGUGAUGAUGACAGAGGCGGCAGCAACUACUGGUUGCGAAAUAACGUUGAGUUUCGCGUCCCGCUGGCGGCGGCGGCCAAAGGGGAACCAACGAGUAUCGCCACCGGCCACCCCAUUAGGUUCUUCGAUCUCUCUACAUGCCAAACUGGUGCUGAUGUGAAAAAAGCUUCGAUCUUGAUAGGAAGGGAAGGGGGGUGCAGUUGCGCGAGUACGAUGCUCUCCAAGUUCAGCGUUUCUUGGUUCAACAAUGGUUCGAUUGCAAGUCCAGGAGGGACAGGACCCAGUUCCUUGUUUCUGUAUCGAAGUGAUUUCCCGAAGUCUAGAAGGCACAGGUUGAGGUUUAAGCUUGUGGGUCAGUCUUCUGGUGACAACAAAUGGAAGCUCAAGGAAAUUGAUACCAAGGCAGUGCAGGAACAGUUGAGCUCAUGGUUUUCGAAGACCCAGAAUUUCAUAGCGGAGGUGGCUUCACCGCUGGUGAAGUCUGGUUCCAGUGGGAAAAUCACUUCUCGAAAAGCUAAUGAUACUUUAGAGCUGGAGGAAGUAUUUCUGGUUGAGCCAACUAUUCAAAGAAACACACGGAAGGGAGUUCUUUCACUAGCUGCUUUGGUAUCUAUUGAGCAAUUUAGCAGGAUGAAUGGGUCGACCGGAUAUAAAAUGCAGAAGAUUUUUAAAGCACUUGUGGCGGAGCCUGUUUAUAGUGAUGCCCGUAACUUGGUGGAGUAUUGCUGCUUUAGGUUCUUGUCAAGGGAUAGCUCUGCCUUCCAUCCAUGCCUCAAGGGAAAGCUUGUAGGGGAAGAUGCAUUUAUACGUAUUGCUCCAGCUGUUCCUGGUGUAGCUGAUCACUCCACAGUGCAUAACCUUUUCAAAGCCCUAGCUGGUGAUGAAAGAGGCAUCUCAGUUGAAGUCUGGUUAACUUAUAUUGAUGAACUUCUCAAAGUGCAUGACGGACGAAUGGCAUACCAGACUCGCGAGUAUUCACCAGUUUGGAACGAAAGAGUCCUGUGCAUUGGUUCUAGCAAGAAGCAGCCUGUUCUGAAAUGGGAAAAUAAUAUGGCAUGGCCAGGAAAAGUAACUUUAACAGACAAAGCACUGUAUUUUGAGGUUGUUGACCUACUCGGUAAAAGAAGCUCUACAAGGCUUGACCUUACAAGAAAUGGAUUUCAAGUUCAAAAGACAAAAGUUGGACCUUUAGGUGCUUUCGAUUCUGCAGUCUCUGUUGGGUCAAGUUCUGGAUCAGAAAGAUUGGUGUUAGAGUUUGUUGACUUGGGUGGCGAGUUGAGACGAGAUGCUUGGCAUGCAUUUAUCUCUGAAGUUGUUUCCCUUCAUAAGUUCAUAUCCGAAUUUGGACCUGAGGAUGGUGAUCCCUUACUAUCACAAGUAUAUGGUGCCCGAAAAGGGAAGGAAAGGGCUAUCAACGAUGCUAGUAACAGCAUAGCCAGACUUCAGGCUCUUCAGUUCAUGAGGAAAUUGGUGGAUGAUCCUCUCAAACUUGGUCAGUUCUCAUACUUGCGCAGUGCACCCUUUGGAGAGAUUGUGUGCCAAAGUCUGGCUCUUAACUAUUGGGGUGGACCAUUAGUUAAGACCUAUACAGAUGAUGAUGACUAUGAACCAACUCCAGGGCCAGUGGCACCCACUGAUGGUGUAUCAAAACUCAGUAGUCAUUUGCUUGACAUAGACGGGAGCAUUUACCUAAGGCAAUGGAUGAUGAGGUCACCAUCUUGGUCUUCCAGUGCUUCCAUUAACUUCUGGAAACGCUCGUCCAAAGGGCAAGGUUCAAUUCUAAGUAAAGAUCUUGUUGUUGCCGAUCGGAACCUAGUUGAGAGGGCAGCUUCAACUUGUAGAGAAAAAUUCAAAGUGGCAGAAAAAACACAAGAGACCAUAGAUGCUGCAAUGCUUAAAGGGAUUCCAAGUAACAUUGACCUUUUCAAGGAACUGAUACUUCCUCUAUCCAUGGCUGCAAAGAAUUUUCAAAAGCUGAGGCGAUGGGAAGAGCCACACCUGACAGUAUCUUUUCUUGCAUUUGCUUAUUCCAUAAUUUUCAGAAAUUUGCUGUCGUAUGUAUUUCCGAUGAUGUUGAUCGUUUUGGCAGCUGGGAUGCUAACACUAAAGGGCCUAAAACGGCAGGGCCGCUUGGGAAGGUCAUUUGGAAAAAUCGUUAUCCGUGACCAACCCCCUUCCAAUACCGUUGAAAAGAUCAUAGCUGUGAAAGAUGCCAUGCGAGAUGUGGAAAAAUACCUCCAGAAUCUUAAUGUCGUGCUUCUCAAAAUACGAAAUAUCUUUCUUUCAGGUCAACCACAGGUGACUAUGGAGGUCGCAUUGGUGCUAUUAUCGUCAGCUACCGUCCUUCUCAUCGUUCCAUUCAAGUACAUUCUUGCAUUUUUUCUCUUUGAUACCUUCACUCGGGAGCUUGAGUUCCGGAAAGAAAUGGUGAGAAAGUUCACAACCCUAUUGAAGGAGCGUUGGGAGACGGUGCCAGCUGCACCUGUAGUCGUGGUGCCAUUCGAAAGUAAGGAGUCUAGAUCAGCAAAUGAAGGAAAGAAGCCUGAUGAAUAGUCAAUCAUUCCGAAAGGAGAGAUGAAAAAACAAAAGUGUACAGUGGCUGCUGAGAGGUGCAGGUGUGCAGGUAUCUGCAUGCAUAGUUUUGUAAGAGUACAGAAAAUUCUGGUUGUAGUUCUCUACCAUAUUUGUGCAGUAUACAAGGUUCAGUAGAUCUCUGCCAUAUCUCAGUGCUCUUAUAGGUGCUACAUAAAAUAUCUCAAUAUCCAGGCCACCAUCGGAAGCCACCAUGCAAAAGGUAGAACUUGAAACUGAUCAUUCGAGGAGGAACUGAUGCUGUUAUUAUUACUGCAAACCACCUUGUUGUCAUGGUAGGAGCACAGUGUUUGAUUCCUCGAUGAACAAAAGGUGAUCAAGUAAUCAGAUGCAGAGCAUGUCAUCACUGUGGUACGAUCAUCGAGUGCAUAGCUCGAUGCUGCAGGGCAUACUUGUUUGAAUGCCUCCGAGUAAUUGUUUGCCACGCAUACCAUUGGAUCUGAGUACUUCCCACGGCAGCAAUACUCAUCGCUGUCGAACACCUGACAGGCACUCUGGCACGCAACCACCCUGUCGUGGUCAGAUUCGACCCCAAGUUCCUGAGGGCAACUCUGCCUCAGGUCACCAUCACAUCCAGCAAUGCUGCAGUUUCCUUUGCCGUUCAAUGGAGACACCACCAGAGGCAAGUUGAACCCGUCUACGAGACUGACAUCAUAGAAAUCAAGGUCGUGGUCAUCCCCAAGGGUGAAUUCUGCGAUGGUGUUGGGAGGUGAACUUGGGGUGGUGCAGUUGAGGGAAGUGCCACAGCUGCCUGUUUGGCAACUCCCAGUAGUUGUGCCAUUGGUGGCGUUGAAGGUGCAGCCAGUUCGACCCCAUAUUCGGCCACUCCAUCCAGGUGGGGCAGGAUAGGAGGCGGUUUGGCCGGGCUGCAAGGGGAACCCAAUGUCGCCUGCAGAGUCGUUGUGGUCGGCCUUGGUUAUGAUACCUGGCCAGAUUGUCUCGUUGCAGUUGUUGUAUAGCGUGAAUGUUCUGCUACUCGUGGUCGAGUUUUGUGCUGCGGUGUGAGCAAUGUGAUCAGUGCUAAGUAUGCAGAAGAAAGUUGCUUAAGUAGAUCAAAAGAUGUGGAUUUUAGUGAGCAUAUGUGUGUUACCUGAAGCAACUGCAAUGCAGAAGGUGAAGAGGAUGCAGGCAAGAUGGUUGCAAAAACGAUUUCGAUAAGCCAUGCUUGUUGCUCAAGUCUGUGAUGUGGUUGGUUGGAGUAUUAGAACAGACAAACUUUAUAUGUGUUAGCAGGGGAAUGGAGUUGGGACAGAAAGAAUGGCUUCCUUACUUACAAUGCUUGCUUGUCUAUCCCCUUUUCCAUUGAUACCUUGCUCUGCCUUCAGCCUUGUUAUUCUCUCAAUCUUCUGGCAAAUCUGAACCCCAAAAUGUUUGUUUGUAUGCAGUUCAGUUCGU